GGGAGAGAGAGAGAGAGAGAGAGAGAGAGAGACAGAGGGAGAUAUGGAGUUGGGUCUGAGCUUAGGUGAAGCUUCAAAGCCAUUUCCGUUUGUGGAGAAGGUAGCUCCAAGGAUGAACACCAGUCAAGGUUUAGGGUUUUGCAUGGGCUUAGGAGUUGUUAGGGUUAAUGGAAGGGAAGGAAACACUGAAGGUGAUGGAAGAGAAGGAGUUAGAGAUGAGGGAGAAAAAGAAAGAGAAAGAGUGAGAGAAGAGAGGAGGGUUUCUGCAGAUCCACCCUUUCAGCUUGAUCUUCUCCCUCCUGGUCCUGUUCCUCGUAACCCACCUUUGUCUACUGAGUUGGUGGUGUUUUCAUGGCCAACUGAAAACGGGAAUUCUGAAGCGGGUUCUUCUGGUUAUUUGGGCGUGCCGCCGGCGAGAGGGUUUGAUGUGAAUCUUUUGCCGUCGGCGGAUGAAGCCGAUGAUGGGGCUGCAGUUUCUUCUCCCAACAGCACUGUUUCGUCUUUCCAGAUGGAUUUUUCCGUGUUCAGAGGAGGUAGCAGCAGCAGCAAAAGAGACAACCCAGAAACCGCACUGGCUUGCAUGAACGAUGUUGAUGCGAAUGAAAGAGCUUCGUCGAGAGCAAGCGACGACGAAGAGAACGGCCUUACUCGGAAGAAACUCAGACUCUCUAAGGAACAGUCAGCCUUCCUGGAAGAAAGCUUCAAAGAACACAAUACUCUCAACCCUUCUCAAAUGCUGCAGAAACAAAAGCUUGCUCUUGCAAAACAACUUAAUCUUCGACCUCGUCAAGUAGAAGUUUGGUUUCAGAACAGAAGAGCCAGGACAAAGCUUAAGCAAACGGAAGUAGAUUGUGAGUAUCUCAAGAGGUACUGUGAGACACUGACGGAAGAGAACAGGCGACUACAGAAGGAGCUGCAAGAACUGAGAGCCUUGAAGACUUCUCAUCCCUUUUACAUGCAACUUCCGGCGACUACCCUGACCAUGUGCCCAUCAUGCGAACGAGUGGCCACUACUUCCACAACCCCCCAUUCCUCCGCCGCCGCUUCUGCCAUCACAACCACUACCACCACCACCAAAACCAACAGUACCACCACUACCACCACCGACGCAACUGCUACACAUACCAUCCCUUCUCCCCUGACCCCAACUCCCAAAACUACCUCUGCCUUAUCCCUCACAAAACCCAGGUUCUAUCCCUUCUCUCACGCUCAUGCCCACCCCUCCCCUGCUUCAUGAGCCCCCACCAAUCCUCCAUCCAUUCAACCAUACAUACAUAUAGGCAGUUUGAUGAUGUGGGUUUUUAGCCUCUUGGGUCUGAUGUGUAAAUACUUCGAAGUGGAUUUUUUUUUCUGAAUAGUUUUAGUUAAUGGGUUUGUCUUAUUCAGGAGAUAGAUGAUGAAGCUGGGUAUUUUUGAUACCUUCUUAGUUUUCGGUUUUUUUGGGGGAAAGAUUAGGUUUCAGUAACAGACGGACAGAGAGAAGAACUAGAUCAACAUAUACAACAGAGCCCUCUUUAUUUAUUUUUUUUCGAUUUUAAUCUUUCCUGCGUUUUGUAUUACAAGUUUGAACAGGAAAAAUUACAGGAAAUUCUUAUUAAUUUGUUU
Messenger RNA from Telopea speciosissima, 1605 nucleotides. RefSeq names its product homeobox-leucine zipper protein HOX11-like. Gene Ontology annotation, biological process: regulation of DNA-templated transcription. The record is from RefSeq and is a predicted model, not a curated record. The transcript has 5 exons. Bases 44 to 1237 code for a protein of 397 amino acids. Gene Ontology annotation, cellular component: nucleus. Gene Ontology annotation, molecular function: DNA-binding transcription factor activity, RNA polymerase II-specific; sequence-specific DNA binding. Lineage: Eukaryota; Viridiplantae; Streptophyta; Magnoliopsida; Proteales; Proteaceae.